CAUGCUCUAUGGAUGAGAGUUUAUUCGGCGUGGGUGGAGGGCUUAUUUAUCCUCCGAUUUGGCCGCGAUCCGCUCAGUCUCUACUUUACUACCCAAACUGUUUCAUCAUCAAAAAAAGAGAUUUGUUGGUAACUUCCAUUAUCACCUUCAGCCGCAAUGUCAGGUCGUACCAUAUUAUUCACAACAUUAAUAUUGUUGCCCGCCAUUUUUGGACGUCAUAUCGAAUAUAGUCGAACAAGGAGAGGAUUAGGAGGCGUUAUGAAACAUUCUAGAAACACGAGAAAUGGAAAUAGUAAUGUGAAUCCACAUCUUCGAAUGCGUAGUAUACCACCCGAAUUUCUUUACGUAUCUUUGGGAGAUAAUAAAGUAUUAGAAUGCGAAGCCGGAGGGAAUCCUCCUCCCACCAUUCACUGGUUAAAGAAUGGGAAAAGGAUCCAACAGAAUCCGAUGGAAAUGAACGAAGUGGACGACGGUAAUUUCGAUACUAAUCCUCAGUUGGGUUUAAGUUUUACUAAGUCGCGACUUUUCAUCGAUUGCGCCACCGAACAAGACACGGGCGAAUACACUUGUGUUGCCCAAAAUCCUUAUUAUAGAAUUAGUACCAAUACCAAAAUCGAAACGAAUAACAAAAGUAAGAUAACCGAAGAUGCGUUCUGCCUCACUAAAAAGUCCUACGGUAUUCCUGCCAGAAUAUACAUGUGGACCCACAUAAGAAUGGAAUACACUGGAAGUGACGUUCAGUUAUUCUGUAGGGUAGCCGGAAAACCGGAACCUGCAGUCAAAUGGAUAAAUCAAGACGACGAACUCGUCCAGAAAAGCGAAAAAUACGAAAUUUUAGAUAGCGGAGAUCUGAUCAUUCGUGAUAUCGAUUGGAGCGACAUGGGAAAUUACGUAUGUAUCACAAAGAAUAUCCACGGAACCGAUCAAUCAUCCACUUUUCUUUAUCCAUCAAAGCGAGAAAAAGUGAUGAAUUAAUCUCGAAGCAAGCGUCCAUCGGCAAUGUCGGCGCGCCACUUAACAGCAACAAAAACAGAAAAAAAAAAUUACUUUGAAAUUUGGUGAUAGACUAGGACGCCAUCUGUUAUUUUAACCUAGAACUAUCGAAGGCUUUCUUCAAUUAUUUAAAAUACGUGUUGUAAAAAAAAAAUAGUAGUAAAAAUUGAAAAAUAUCAUUAAAAUAUUUUAUUUCGUAAUAUA
Centruroides sculpturatus (bark scorpion) is the source of this 1197-nucleotide messenger RNA. Its product is annotated as zwei Ig domain protein zig-4-like. Gene Ontology annotation, cellular component: neuron projection. The transcript has 8 exons. The coding region runs from base 157 to 975 and encodes 272 amino acids. The record is from RefSeq and is a predicted model, not a curated record. NCBI's taxonomy places the organism in Eukaryota, Metazoa, Arthropoda, Arachnida, Scorpiones, Buthidae.